Phycomyces blakesleeanus NRRL 1555(-) is the source of this 2597-nucleotide messenger RNA. RefSeq lists its product as hypothetical. Gene Ontology annotation, biological process: Golgi to plasma membrane transport; exocytosis. The transcript has 12 exons. The record is from RefSeq and is a predicted model, not a curated record. Gene Ontology annotation, cellular component: exocyst. The coding region runs from base 13 to 2529 and encodes 838 amino acids. NCBI's taxonomy places the organism in Eukaryota, Fungi, Mucoromycota, Mucoromycetes, Mucorales, Phycomycetaceae.
GAAUCUGUCAUUAUGGUCGGCAACAAGUCAUUCCAACCGCGGCAAUUCUUAUUGCAAGUCCACAAAAACACUUCAUACAAUGAUUUGGUGCGAGGUGAAGAACACCUGCGUCAGGGUGUUGAUCAACGUGCCGAAGCCCUCAAAUCCUUGGUCCAUACAAACUUUGAUCGAUUUGUGAGCGCAAAGAACACGAUUGAUCAUGUGUAUGAGGAAAUGAAAUCCAAGCAAUUAAAUGAGGAUCAAGAUUAUGGUACCGGAGCUCUAAGAGCAGCACUUGAAGAUGCCAAUACGAGAGCUGAACAAAUCUAUGGCCCUAUUGUGGAGAGAAGACAACGUGUGGACAAGGUCCGAAGCACCUUGACAAUUCUUCAGCGUUACAAGUUUUUCUUUAAUCUUCCUAGUACCAAGCUUUUAUUUUAUUUUACUUUUUUUUUAAAAAAAUAUAUAUUUAGCAAAUAUGAUACGGCUAUCCGUGAUUACAAGCGUGGAAAAUACCUUUAUCAAAGUCUGAAUGGAAAUGAAAAUAUUGGAGAUGAAGUUGUCAGUGCCAUGUCAAAUACCGAAACGUUUGGCAUGACCGAUUUGCAUCGUAAAGUGUUUGAAAAGGUCUGGGCAGAAGUCAACAAGAUUGUGGUUGAAUUACAAAGUGUUUUACUAAAGAUGUUGGCUGAUCCUUGGAGAAGUAUGGACGAACAAGAAAAGACUAUAAACUUCUUGUUUGAUCUGGACACCACAAAGGACCCGGCAUGGUUCUAUCUCGACAGUCAAUACUUGUGGAUCGUGGGCCUUAUGAAGGAAACUUACGAAGCUGGGUUAGAAAAGAUUAAGCUCGCAAUGCACUCUCUGGAGUCCGAGGAAUCCUCCAUUGUGCGCAGUCUGUCACUAAAAAAAGCCAUUGCUCAGCUUUCUUCGGCUGCAUCGAAUAACACCAAGAAUGACGGCAGCAAUAUCAACAGCAACAGCAGUGGUAUGGGUGGCAGAGGAGGCAGCGGAGGCAUCAGCAGCAUCGGCAUCAGCGCCAGCAGCGGCGGGGCUGAUAUCCGUACCUGGCGUGCAAUUCUUGAGAUGGUGCAGUCGCUUUCGGCGCUUUUACAUCGCUGUCUUCCUGAUUUCUGGCGGCUGUCCAAGGCAUUCAUCGAAGGAAAAUUUGUGAAAAAGACUGGAAACAGUAACACCAGUAACAGCAGCAAUGUUGACCAGUGUAGAAAGAUGGCCCGCAAUAUUGUUGACCUCUAUUCCUCCUUGUUGUCUACCCAUUUUGGACUGGAUGAGCGUGUAUUGCCUGUACGGCGGAUGGCCGACGACAGCGAGCAAACCGUCCUACCGUCGUUUUUACCCCCAAAUGCCAAUUCUAUCCAUGUGGCUGAAUAUUUUACGCGCAUUGUGGCUGAUUUGGCAAACUGCGUCAACGAUAUGCAUGGGAUUCACUUGGCAGGAGAUGCGUUUUCGGGUCUAACGGAAUUGAUGGAAAAGGCAAGGUGGAAGUUUGUGGAUGUGCUGUGCAAGUGCUGGGAAAGAGACGCAAAAACAUUUUAUAUGCUAGAGGACUGGGUGCUUGAUCCAGAAAGCCCUCAGUGCACGGGUCUUUUGAAACGGUAUUACGAGUACCACAAGUUUUGUGCACGGUCAGCAUACAAGAUGGCUAGUUUAAUGGCUGUUACAGAUGACGCAAUCCAACAGGGAAGACAUGAUAUUGGAAGUGACUAUGUAGAAAAGAUCCGGUCUUCGUUUUUGGAAUCGACUUAUGCAUUUUUGGAUGGGCUUGUCCAACUAGCCUUUUCAGAUUAUGUUCCAUUAAAUGAACGUGAUGAAUUGAUGCUUGCCAAGAAACGAGAUAAGAUCGAUGUACAUUCCAUGGAUAUCCGUAUUUUGUUGACAGUUAGUAAUCUAUCAUUUAUGAGAUCAACUGUGAUGCGUAAAUUGGUCUUAUUGUUUGAGAUGGCCUACAAAUGUAGUAUGGAGGAAGAUCUCAAGACUUUGAUUGAUGUGGUUGAUCAACUGGACAGAAUCUUGUUUAAUGAUUACGUUAAACGAAAGUCUCUCUUGAUCAAAGACAUCAUUAGACAAGGUAUUCUGUUGAGUGGUAUCGAUUGGUAUAGCAUCUCCAAGCCAACCGAGGUUCACUCGUUUGUAUAUGAGGCGUUGAUGACACUUGUAAUGGUGCAUGCCCAGGUUAGCAGCGUUACUCGCCAACUUAUUCACCGAGCCCUGUCACUCCUACUGGAGAACAUGGCCAAUGAUUGUCUGGAGAGUUUCCGCCAGGUAGAGAGGUUUGGAAUGGGAGGUAUGCUCCAGGCUACUCUGGAGAUUGAAUUUAUGCACCAGACCUUGUCUCAAUACCUCACCCCAACUGCGUCAGAAACCCUUCAUUUGAUCUACCAGACUCUAGAAUACGCUUACAACCCUCAGCAACAACACUCUGGUAAUCUGCAAUCAGAGCUCAAUCACGUUAAAGAACUAUUGGUAUUUAGUCGAAAGAGUACUGUUGUACAGUUCCUUUGCUUUAAACAAAACAAAGACCGUAGAUGAUACAAAAAUUAAUUACCACUACACACACACAUAUAUAUUCAAAAUAAAAUAAAAUAAAAAACAUUAGU